AUGGUAACGUUUAUAACGGACCCUGAAAGGCUUCAACCGACGAUGGAGCAGUCGGUGUGUUUGGAUGAUGACGAUGACAUCAUUUCAGACAUUGUCAACACUGCUCACUUAAACAUUGACCAGGAUUCAGUCAGUGCAGCCAUGAUCCAUUCCCCAACGACCGACACACUGGAUUCUGUGAUGCUGGAGCCAUCAGACGGCAGUGAAACCCAGGAUGGGGAUCUUGAGCAAAGUGAUCCACCAAGCCCAAUCCCUGAUGAAUCUGAGUUCAGGGAGCUGCAAGAAAAGGAAAGAGAUGGAGGUGCAGAGGUGGAGGAGGAAGAGAAAGAUGCAGCAGCAACGGCGUUGGAAUCGGAAUCAUCUAAAGCUGAAGAAGAGGACAAAAUAAUGGCAGCCGCAACAGAAAUAACAGAGGCAUCAUUGCCGCCAACAACAGCGGAAAUGGAAUCAGAAAUGAAAUCAAUAGAAGCAACAUCUUUGUCAGCCUCACCACAAUCUUCGCCAACAGAAGCCGUGCUGGAAGAUGAGCCUUGUGAAACGGUAUCAGAAAUGGAAGAUGCUGUAACAGAACCAACAAAAGAAAGUUUGACAGAAGAUAACAUGGUAACCAACUGCACAAACAUUACAAUAACAACUACUACUGAUGAACUAUCAUCUCUUAUUGCUGAAACUUGUGAAGAGAGCUCACCGGAAGUGGUGACCUGUGAUGACCAGCAAGCCACAGUCCCUUGCCCUACAGAGGAGAUGGCCAAGGAGGAUGAGGUUAAUGACAACAAACCUUCAAUCAGCAGUUAUUUUACAUCAUCUAGUAUGGGAGAAUGCACAGCAAAUGAUUUCUUUGACAAUCUUGUGGUAGACAUGGAACCAGCUGCCGAAGAACAAAAGACAGAAAAUUCUGAAGAGGUAUUUCAGAUACACAGCACGGAUAUGCCGCCCACUUCCCCUAGAAACUUGUCACAGGUGCAUGCUGAACCUGAGAGUGUGACCUUUGAAGGGACGAUACCUGCUCUUGGGGAAGAGAAUCGAGUACAGGAGAAAGAAGACUUCCUGCUCGAUGGUGAAGAAUUUGAAUCUUUUACAGCCGAGGAAAGUCAGAGUGGGUUUGAACUUGGACUGACUGGGUCACCCAAGCAGGUGUUCAAUGAAAGCUACACCCACAGCACAACAGACCACACUACCCAUGAACGAGAGCGACAUGUGUCUUCUUCGAGUAAAACCUCACCAUCAACUGGAAUUGCCAAGGACAGUGGCCUGUCAGUUUUUUCCUCUGAGCCCAUGAGUGAAGAAUCAAAAGAUAAUUGGUCAGUAUGUGCCAGCUCCUCGACCGAAUCUGCAAUGAAGUCAGUUACAGAGAGCAUAGUCAGUGCAGCUGUAACUUCUAGCCACAGCACCCCUGUUCACCAGCCAUUACGUGCAAUGUCUGCUUCAACAACUGCUACACUUCCCCCAACCUCUGGAAUCACUACCGUACCUUUCCAACAGUUUAAUGAAAUGCCUGGAACUGAGGAUCUUUUUACAAUUGGCCUGCACAUGAGUGAUGAGGACAGGAGACAUGAUGCUUGGAUUCCGUCAGAAGAGACAAAAAAAGUUCUGUCUGAAAUUUCUAGUGGACAGUCUGUCAACACAGAUUAUUCUUCAGAAAUUCUUGCCACACCUGGAAUAACUGUUGAAGAAACUCAGCCAGAUCCUAUUCAAGAAAUGCUACGUAAAUUCAUGGGAGAUGAUGAGGCUGAUCAUCGUCAGACAAUGAGUGCAGAUUCGGUAUCACAGGAUGUGGAUGGACUUUGUAAACUUGUGAAAAAUGAAUGUUUCCGUGCUGCUGUCGAAUUGACGGGGCGACUCCUUAUGACUGCUCAGCAGGGACCAGAAAAUAUUGGACAAAUGACCCAGCAUUCCUCACAUACACUUCAGUUGUGGUUCUGUCGUGUUGCUUUGCUUUUCAAACUCCGCCUCUAUACAGUGGCACAUUCAGAACUGCAAAGCUUCAAGAACUUGGAUACUCCUGAUGUUUACUAUGAGUAUUACCCAAAUAUCUACCCAGGGCGCAAAGGCUCUAUGGUACCUUUUGGAUUGCGUUUGUUGGAUGCACAGCUUCCUUAUUAUCUUGGGCACAACAAAGAUGCCUUGGAUAAACUCUACUAUAUUCUGUCUGUUGUACGACAGAUUCUUGCAAAUGUGGAGAAUGGAUUAGCAGAAGAUGGUAUGCCAAUGGAACUUGGAACAGAAGCAAAGAAAUCUUCUUUGGAAUUGUGGGCCAACAGAGAAUGCCAAGUGAUGUACAUAAUUGCCAACAUUCUUCUUUCCAUUAAGGACUAUGAAGCCUGUCUAAAUGUUUACCAAGAAUUACUGAAGAAAGAUGUCAACAGCCAAGGAGCCCUACUCACUGGUAUUGGACGUAUAUUCCUCCAAAUGGGAGACAUUAACACUGCAGAAGACUACUUCAAUAAAUCAGAACAGCUUUUGCCGUCUGGAAGCAAAGUUACAGCCUCCAAAAUUGCCCUUAACAAAGGUCUUGUGGCCUUGUGUACAAGCAACUUCCUGGAAGCUUUCCAACAUUUCAAAUCUGCUGUGAUUCAGGAUCCCAGCAAUCCAGUGGCUGUAAACAACAUGGCGGUGUCUUCACUGUAUUUGGGCAAAUUGAAAGAUGCCCUGGAUACUCUGGAACAUUUGGUUCACAGAGACCCCAGUCACAACCUCCAUGAGGGAAUCCUCUUUAACCUGUGCACCCUCACAAAGGUGACAGUUUCCAUGUGGCCUGUCUCAAAAUGGCAUAAGUAUUCUUUCAUCUUUGGAGCCAAAGGCCUUUUGGAUUUCAUUCCUUUCAGCUCUAUUUUCUGCUAUUAG
Molecule: messenger RNA, 2844 nt
Organism: Acanthosepion pharaonis
Lineage: Eukaryota; Metazoa; Mollusca; Cephalopoda; Sepiida; Sepiidae
Source: the annotation of a GenBank genome assembly